Paraphaeosphaeria sporulosa is the source of this 421-nucleotide messenger RNA. RefSeq lists its product as uncharacterized. Bases 75 to 347 code for a protein of 90 amino acids. Lineage: Eukaryota; Fungi; Ascomycota; Dothideomycetes; Pleosporales; Didymosphaeriaceae. The record is from RefSeq and is a predicted model, not a curated record. The transcript has a single exon.
UGUGUAGUGAGCCACUGUCACAUGUUCGCAAUAUUGUGGGGCGGAAAAGAGGCAAAAGUCUUUCGUGGAGGGCAAUGGUAAGGGCAGGGGUACUCCACGCAGCUAUCCGAUGUUUUCUGGUAGAUUGUCACUCAUGCAAUGUCCUGUAUACCUUCCUCUACGCCGGACGCAUGCUCUCCAUCUGCUCAUCCUCGCUGCCUUGCGCCUCAAUCUUUUCACCGAUCGCCGGCUGGGCAGAUUGUGGCUCCUGUUGUUCAUUAGCACGCAAUCGGUUCAUGAUGUAUCACUUAAGACACCCACUCGAAGUGCUUCUUAAACCUAAGUGGAAAAAUGUCUCCCCAUGGUGAUGUGAUGGUAAUGAUAUAGGAGGGAUAUGGAUCAUCAACCAAUGGUUCCGGAUACUGAUGGAGUUCAUUCAUAC